AGUGAGGAGCAGAGAUUCAGAGAGAGAGAGACACACACAGAGAGAGACCUCCAGCUCCUUUGCUUGCAACCCGCACUUUCUCUCCAGCCCCCUUCUCUCUCUCUUCUCCCCACCUUUUACCUCCUUGCCUUGCCUUUCCCUCUGGUGAUCCUCACAUGAUAAACUCUCCACCGAAAGGGGCUGGCCAGGCAGGAAAAGAAAAGGAAAGGAAAAAGAAAGAAAGAAAGAAAUCCACAUUUCAAAGCAAGUCUCUCUCUCUCUCUCUCUCUCUUCCUCCCUUUCCCUUCUUUCUUGUCCUUCCACCCACUUUUUUUGUUGCUUGUCCAAAAACCCACCAAGAUGAGCUGAUGGCAUCCUUGUGCCUUGCCUAGGCAGCAGCAGCCCCUUUCCCCAAGGCUUUCUCCCCACUUUUUUUUAGCAUUUAUUCUGCUCUAGAAUAUAACUCUGGCUUGGUUUGCCAAGAGAGAGAGAGAGAGAGAGAGAGAAGGGGGGAAAGGGAAAAGAAACCAGGGGAAGAGGGAGGAAUACAGGACAUUUCUCCUGGGCUUUUGCUAUUGUCUGAAUCUCCCUUGGUAGCCAAGAGAUUGAAGAUGCAAACGGUAAAGAAGUGGACAUUUGUUUGCCAUUCACUUUAGCUCCUCUUGGAUAUGUGAAGGAAAUGUUUUUAAAUUUGCUUUGGACUGAAAAUGUCUGCAGACAUAGAAAGGAAAGCGAAUUGUAAAACGGCUAUCAAGAAGUGGAACCACAAAUAGCUAAUCCUGAAGAAAUAUAAUAAGUCCUGGUUAUGGUGCAAUGCUGGAGUGGAGAUAAAGCUGUAGCACAUAGGUAGUCCACUUCUUCUAAAUUAUGGAAAUUUGGUGGAAGACGUUGACCUGGAUUUUGUGCUUAAUUAUGGUUUUGUCAGAAUUUCACAGUGACAACACACUUUCAUAUAGUUCUCAAGAGGAAUUCCUGUCUUACCUUGAACACUACCAACUAACAGUCCCAAUAAGGGUUGAUCAUAAUGGAGCCUUCCUCAGCUUUACUGUGAAAAAUACUAAGUCCACCAGGAGAAAGAAGAGGAGUGUUGAACAUUAUGAGCAAGAGCUGGCAGUUUCUAAUUUAUUUUUUAAACUUUCUGCCUAUGGCAAGCACUUUCAUUUAAACCUGACUCUCAGCACAGAUUUGGUAUCCAAACACUUCACAGUAGAAUACUGGGGGAAAGAUGGACCUCAGUGGAAGCAUGACUUUUUAGACAACUGUCAUUACACGGGAUAUUUACAUGGCGAGCAUGGCACAACUAAAGUAGCAUUAAGCAACUGCAAUGGCCUGCAUGGUGUUAUUGUUACAGAAGAUGAAGAGUAUUUUAUUGAGCCUCUAAGAAAUUUAACUGAAAAUUCCAAUAACUUUAGUUACGAAAGUGGUCAUCUUCAUGUUAUAUACAAAAAGUCUGCCAUGUACCACCAGCUUUUCUAUGAUCAUAUCCACUGUGGUGUCUCAGAAGACCUCACAGGAAGCAGUAAACCAUGGUGGUUAAACAAUACCAUUGCAUUUCCAACUUUACGUCCUGUUAAUCACACAUUAAGUAGUCACCAUCGUCUGAAGAGAUCAAUAAGCACUGAACGUUUUGUGGAAACGCUGGUAGUAGCAGACAAAAUGAUGGUGGGAUAUCAUGGCCGCAAAGAUAUUGAACAUUAUAUUUUGAGCGUCAUGAAUAUUGUUGCCAAACUUUAUCGUGAUUCCAGCCUAGGAAACGUUGUGAAUAUUAUAGUGACUCGUUUAAUUGUCCUCACGGAAGAUCAGCCAAACUUGGAGAUAAAUCACCAUGCAGACAAGUCCCUUGAUAGCUUCUGUAAGUGGCAGAAAUCCAUUCUCUCUCACCAAAGUGAUGGAAACACCAUUCCAGAAAAUGGAAUUGCCCACCAUGAUAAUGCGGUCCUUAUUACUAGAUAUGAUAUCUGCACCUAUAAAAACAAGCCUUGUGGAACACUGGGCUUGGCCUCUGUUGCUGGAAUGUGUGAGCCUGAAAGGAGUUGCAGCAUUAAUGAAGAUAUCGGCUUAGGGUCUGCUUUUACCAUAGCACAUGAGAUUGGUCACAAUUUUGGUAUGAACCAUGAUGGAAUUGGAAAUUCUUGUGGGACCAAAGGUCAUGAAGCAGCAAAACUUAUGGCAGCUCAUAUUACAGCAAACACCAACCCUUUCUCAUGGUCAGCCUGCAGCAGGGAUUAUAUCACCAGUUUUUUAGAUUCAGGCCGUGGUACUUGCCUUGAUAAUGAGCCUCCCAAGCGUGACUUUCUUUAUCCUGCAGUGGCCCCAGGUCAGGUGUAUGAUGCUGAUGAACAGUGUCGCUUCCAGUAUGGAGCAACAUCACGUCAGUGUAAAUAUGGGGAAGUGUGUAGAGAGCUUUGGUGUCUCAGCAAAAGUAACCGUUGUGUUACCAACAGUAUUCCAGCAGCUGAGGGUACUCUUUGCCAAAGUGGAAGCAUAGAAAAAGGGUGGUGUUAUCAGGGAGAGUGCGUACCUUUUGGCACUUGGCCCCAGAGCAUAGAUGGGGGUUGGGGUCCCUGGUCAAUUUGGGGAGAGUGCAGCAGGACCUGCGGGGGAGGAGUCUCAUCAUCCAUAAGACACUGUGACAGUCCAGCACCUUCAGGUGGAGGAAAGUAUUGCCUUGGAGAAAGGAAACGGUAUCGCUCCUGUAAUACUGAUCCAUGUCCUUUCGGGGCCCGUGAUUUUCGAGAGAAGCAAUGUGCAGAUUUUGACAAUAUGCCAUUCCGAGGAAAAUAUUACAACUGGAAACCAUAUACAGGAGGUGGUGUUAAGCCAUGUGCAUUAAACUGCUUAGCAGAAGGUUACAACUUUUAUACUGAACGUGCCCCUGCAGUGAUCGAUGGAACACAAUGCAAUGCAGAUUCACUGGAUAUUUGUAUCAAUGGUGAAUGCAAGCAUGUUGGCUGUGACAAUAUUUUGGGAUCUGAAGCUAAAGAAGACAGAUGCCGGGUAUGUGGUGGAGAUGGGAGUACUUGUGAAGCUAUUGAAGGUUUUUUCAAUGACACAUUGCCCAGAGGAGGUUACAUGGAAGUAGUUCAGAUUCCAAAAGGGUCUGUUCACAUAGAAAUCAAAGAAGUGACAGUGUCAAAAAACUACAUUGCUUUGAAGUCUGAGGAGGAUGAUUAUUAUAUUAAUGGUGCCUGGACUAUUGACUGGCCUAGAAAAUUUGAUGUUGCUGGAACAGCUUUCCAUUACAAAAGGCCAGCAGAUGAACCAGAAUCUUUGGAAGCCUUAGGCCCUACCUCAGAAACCCUCAUAGUGAUGAUUUUACUACAGGAGCAAAAUCUGGGAAUAAGGUAUAAAUUCAAUGUUCCCAUCUCACGCACUGGCAGUGGCGACAAUGAAGUUGGUUUUGCAUGGAAUCAUUUACCUUGGUCUGAAUGUUCUGCUACUUGUGCUGGAGGUUCUCAGAGACAAGAAAUAGUGUGCAAACGGCUGGAUGACAAUUCUAUAGUACAGAACAAUUACUGUGAUCUUGAUAGUAAACCACCAGAAAAUCAGAGAGCCUGCAACACUGAGCCUUGCCCACCUGAAUGGUUUAUUGGAGAUUGGUCAGAAUGCAGUAAGACUUGUGAUGGUGGAAUGAGAUCACGAAUGGUUCUAUGUAUCAGGAAGAUCGGACCUUCUGAAGAAGAAACCUUGGACAGUACUCAUUGUUUAACACACCGGCCAAUUGAAAAAGAAUCCUGUAAUAACCAGUCUUGUCCCCCACAGUGGAUUCCUUUGGAUUGGUCAGAAUGUACUCCAAAAUGUGGUCCUGGUUUCAAGCAUCGUAUUGUUCUCUGUAAAAGUAGUGAUCUUUCAAAAACAUUUCCAGUAGCACAUUGCCAAGAAGAAAAUAAACCUCCAGUCCGCAUGCGCUGUAGCUUGGGCCGAUGUCCACCACCACGAUGGGUUACUGGAGACUGGGGACAGUGUUCUGCACAAUGUGGUCUUGGACAACAGAUGAGAACUGUGCAAUGUCUCUCAUAUACUGGGCAAGCAUCCAAUGACUGUCCAGAUACUCUUCGGCCUCCAUCAAUGCAGCAGUGUGAAAGCAAAUGUGACAGUACUCCCAUUUCCAACACAGAGGAAUGCAAAGAUGUGAAUAAAGUGGCCUAUUGCCCACUGGUGCUGAAGUUCAAAUUCUGCAGUCGAGCAUACUUCAGACAGAUGUGCUGCAAGACCUGCCAAGGACAUUGACCCACAGAAACUGAAAGUGCCUUGUUAUUUUCAUUGUGGAAAUGUGUCCAUCAGAGUUUGCUGCAAGUGCAACCAGACGUAUGUCCUUGUAAAUGCAUCACCCUGUGGAAAAUGUAACCACUGGUCAGCCCCAGCUGACAGAAUUUCAUUAUUUUAACUUCUGUGAAGUGGGAUUUAUUCAUCCAAAGUGCUGGACACACUAUAAGGAGGGCAUGUCAAAAUGGAAAAAUACAAACAGUGCGUACAGAGUAACUUAUGGUGGAACAUAUGUGUACUUUUGACUAAAUCCACUAGUCUGUUUACCUCUUUGGACCAUUAAGAUAAUUUUUAUAAUGGACUUAGCAAUGACACUGAAUCCAUUUGUAUUUAAUAUUGUUUAAAAUGUAGCUGUUAUGGUUUGGUCAACUACAAAAGUAAAGAAUUUUUAAAAUCUUGUCAUAGCUUAUAAUUAAUAACUAUUUUAUCUUACUACAUAGCACCACAACUUAACUUAAAGAAGUGGGCUUGGGAAUAUUAUUUUAGAAUGAAUAUAAAUCAGAAGUAAAAGAAAUGUAUUUUCCUUUGUUCAUCUAAUUCUCUGAAGAAUAAUCCAUAUUUCCUGAAGACUGCUGUGAGCCAUAUCUAAAGCUAAACUGAACAAGAACAUUAAGAAACAUAAAGUUAAGAGAUGCAACAGUUUUUCCCGGGAUGCAUCAAAUAAUAAACACAUACUGCAGGUUUACAGCCAUAUUUCCAUUUAAUCAUCACACCCAGAUUUCCGCUAAAAAGGGAAUAUAUCCAUACAUUGGAAGAGUUAUACACCAAUUGUGAAGAUAUUUCAUAAUAUUUUACUGCCUACGUAACAUUUCAGUUAGAGAGGAUACCCAUUUUUCAGAUGUUUAACUGGUUUUUAACUACCAGCAAUAAACUGUGUAGUGGGUCUUCUAACUUGUGCUGAAAGGUGCAGUGAAUUUUUCCAUUUUUCCUUCACUGAAACAAUAGGGGAGCACUGAUUUAUGAGAGACUAUGGAGAAGAGUGAAUAUGGUUGCAUCUGGUUUUGGAGAUUCCUAUAAAAUAAACAACCAAAGAGUACCUAACUUAUGGGAAACUUUCAAGUUAAAGUACCAUAGUUUUUAUAUUCACAGUUUCAAUUUAUUAAUAUGCUGACUUGUAUUAAAUGUGAAGCCAAGCUCCUUGGGUAAAAUAGAUUCCAGAAUCCAGUGUGAGCUAAUGCUAAUGGCCAUACUUCUCCCCCAUUCCCUGCUUUGUCAGUGACACAACAAAGAGAUAAGGAAAGUGGGUACUUGUUUAUAUUAUUAUAUUGUACUUGAACACUUGCAGUUUGUAGCAGGUACUUGAUGAAUGUGCUUUUGUGUCCAACUUGCCUCCUUUGUUGUAGUGCAAUUGAGAUGAUGUGAACACCACCACCUUGUAUUAACACUAAAAGUCAAAUGGCACUUUUAUAAAAAAAAAAUAAUACUCUUAAUGAGACAAGCUUUUAUAACAUGUAUAUGAUAUCUAAAUGUGUCAGUAUAUUUAACAAAUUGCAGUAAGCCAAAUGUGUUGAACAAUAUUAACUAAUGUGAAUUAACAGGAAAAACAGAGAGAGAGAGAGAGAGAGAGAGAGAGAGAGAGAGAUGGGGGGAGAGAGCGUGUGUGUGUUGUACUAUGCAGGAAAAAAUACUGACAAUCCAUCAGUAGGGUUUUCUCUAGCCCAUUCAUUCAUAACCAUCAGAUUCCUGUCACAUUCUACCUCUUGACAGAAUGUUUCACUUCCAUUAUACUUAUGAGCAGAAGAAUUCACUUCUGGCCAAUUUGUUUACUUGGAGCCAUUUACUGCUCAAUUGCAACAAACAGAGGUCACUGAAAUGGAAGUUUAGAAAUAUACAUUUUGUGAAUUCACAUGUAAGUGUGAGGGCAGUGUAGCCAUUGAGUGAAUGUCAUUUACACAUCAGUCUUUUAGAGUGCAAUCCUAUACAUAUCUACUCAAAGGAAAGUCCCAAUGAGUUCAGUGGUGCUUAUUCCCUUGUAAGUGGUAUAGGAUUGUAGCCUUUAGGAAAUAUCUUGGUGCUAACAUGCCUUGGCUAACUAAAAAAUAAUAAUAAAAGGGAUAGGUAUUGCAUGGGCAUUUUCCAGGCAAGACAUUACAAUCUAUAAUACUUUGGUUUGCUCUGAGACAUGAAUAUUUAUUAGUUAAUGUAUCUUUUGAAUUAAGAAAAAGUGAUGGGAUUUAUUGAAACAAAACUUCUUUUACCUCACACAACAUCGACAUUGCAAAGAGUGUUUCCACAAACACAUUUUGCUCUUUCAUUGGUGCUAGAAGACCAGAGAGUCCAAUGUUUACUCUGCAGCACAGAAGAGCACUGAGUUUAGAAUUUAAGAAGCUCCCUGGAGUAAUGUUGACGUACAUUGCUGAAGGGAAUGAUACACAGAAUGUAUUGGGAUUACAAAUGGGCUGACUAGUCGACCUAAAUAAAAACAUGAAUAAAAGAGGUAAAUCAUUGGUUUUCACAGCACAGGACAUUGCUGCUACACUAUAGCCAUCUAUAUAAUCUAAGCUAAAAAUAUUAAUAUUAUAUUCCUAAAUAAUGGCAAUAAAACCAUUUGUAUAGGCCUUACAAAGAUGAGAACCCUAGAAAUUCAAUGGUGGGAUACUAAAUUUACAAAUAAUUACUGAUAUUUCCAUUGGGCAAUGCCACUUUCUAUAAGGCCUAAAGCUCAAACUAUCUAAAUAUACACACCUAAAAACUACCCAUUUUAGAGGGAUCUUUAUUAAUGGUAUGGAUGUCACAUAAAUUUCCUUAACAGUACAAAAUGGAAAAAAACAUGCUAUUAUUGUGAUUAGUUGCUUCUUAUUUUAUGCGCAGUAUUAAUGUGGUACACUGUUACAUUGUUAUUAUUUUUAUUUGCUUUUGUAAAUUAUAUGCUAAUUUAUUUCCUUGUUUCCUAACACCUGUUCUUACAUGUCAUGCAUUCUGCUGCUUGUAACAUUUGAGGCAGUAAAAUUCCACACCAGGCACAGAUUUGUUUUUAAUAUAGAUAAUUUAGUAAAAUAAAAAUGCAACUUUGAAGAA
Sceloporus undulatus (fence lizard) is the source of this 7263-nucleotide messenger RNA. RefSeq names its product ADAM metallopeptidase with thrombospondin type 1 motif 6 (gene ADAMTS6). Gene Ontology annotation, molecular function: metalloendopeptidase activity. The record is from RefSeq and is a predicted model, not a curated record. NCBI's taxonomy places the organism in Eukaryota, Metazoa, Chordata, Lepidosauria, Squamata, Phrynosomatidae. Gene Ontology annotation, biological process: proteolysis; extracellular matrix organization. The coding region runs from base 847 to 4209 and encodes 1120 amino acids. The transcript is spliced from 25 exons. Gene Ontology annotation, cellular component: extracellular matrix.